AUGGCCUUCGACCCGUCCGAGUUCAACUCGACAAACUACAUCGCCGCCGCCGCCGCCGCCGCCGACGCCAACGCCCCGCCCACCACCACAGCAGCACUGGACCCAAUCUUCCGCGUCGAGCUCGUGCAGCUGCAGGCGCAGGUCGGCGCCGACUUUGUGGCGGUCCAGGUCGCGAACAAUGUCAUCAUCCUGGCGCUGACGAGCGGGCGACUGCUGAGGAUCGAUUUGGCGAGUCCGGAGAACGUCGACGAUAUCGACCUCCCGCGCAAACCCUCCGAAGUCGGCACGAUCCGCAAGAUCUUCCUCGACCCCACCGCCUCCCACCUAUUCAUCACCACCACGCACGGCGAGAACUUCUACCUGCACUCGCGCUCGUCCAAGGCGCGGCACCUGGGCCGCCUCAAGUCGCUGCACAUCGAGUGCGUCGCCUGGUCGCCGGCGCUGCCGACCACGAGCACGCGCGAGAUCCUGCUCGGCACGCAGGACGGCAGCGUCUACGAGACGUUCAUCGACGGGCUCGACGACGGCGGCGGCGCGGCGUUUAUGAGGAAGGACGAGAAGUACCUUAAGCAGGUGUACAAGAUGGCUGAUAAUAGCGGCGUCACGGGCCUCUGGGUCGAUGCCCUGCCGGGGAAGAGUGAGCUGAGGAGGGUGCUGGUGGCGACGGCGGGGGCCGUCAUGCAUUGGGUGGGAAGGGUGCAGAGGCAUUCGGAUGUGGGGUCGAUUUUUGCGAGGUUCUUUGAGGCGGAGGGACCAAUGAUCCAGGACUUCCACGACACCUCCACGCCCUUCAGCGCGCUCUGCACCUCCCCCGACAGCGCCGACCCGCACGACCCCGACCGCUCCUUCGCCUGGCUCUGCUCGCCCGGCAUCUACCACGGGCGCCUCCUCACCUCCCCGCCCAACCCCGACCUCGGCGCCCACGUGCUCUCAACCUCCAAGCUCUUCCCCUCCACCGCGCUCUCCUCGCAGCCCAACUCCAUCGCGCUCACGCACCACCACGUGCUCGCCUUCAGCGGCACCACCCUCUACGCCAUCAACCGCCUCGACGACAGCAUCGUCUUCUCGCAGAGCAUCGUCGACCCGGGCACGCGCAUCCUCGGCAUCUGCGCGGACCUCAAGAAGUGUACGUAUUGGGUGUUUACGGCGAGCGAGAUCUAUGAGGUUGUGGUUGUAGACGAGGAGCGGGAUCUGUGGAGGAUAUUGCUGAAGGAGAGGGCGUUUGAGCGCGCGAUGAGGUAUGCGAAGACCCCUGCGCAGCGGGAUGCGGUGGCCGUGGGGCAGGGCGAGUAUUUGGUGAGGUGUGGACGGUAUGAGGAGGCGGCGGGCGUGUGGGGGGGGUGUAGUAAGAGCUUUGAGGAGGUGGCGUUGACGUUCCUUGAGCGGGGGGAGCAGGACGCGUUGAGGAGGUAUUUGUUGGUGAAGUUGGGGAGCUUGAAGAAGAGUGCCGUAAUGCAACGCAUCAUGACCGCCUCCUGGCUCGUCGAAGUCUUCAUGGCCAAGCUCAACACCCUCGAAGACAGCCUCUCCACGCUCGCCACGCACGCCACCUCCUCCAUCACCACCUCCGCCGACAUCACCGCCCAACUCGCCUCCGUCCGGUCCGAAUACCAAUCCUUCAUCACCGCGCACAAGGACUCCCUCGACCGCAAAACCACCUACGAGAUCAUCUCCUCCCACGGGCGCAAAGACGAGCUCCUCCACUACGCCAACACCAUCAGCGACUACAGCUACGUGCUCGCCUACUGGAUCCAGCGCGAGCAAUGGCACGAGGCCCUGUCCGUCCUCAAGAAACAGACGGACCCCGAGAUGUUCUACAAGUACGCCAGCGUCCUGCUGAGCAACGCGCCCACGGAGACCGUCGACAUCCUGAUGCGGCAGGGCAACCUGACGCCGCGCAACCUGAUCCCCGCGCUGCUCAACUACAACAAGUACACGCGCGCGCCGCUCAACGCCAACCAGGCCGUGCGCUACCUCCUCUUCGUCAUCCACCAGCACGGCUCCACCGACGCCGCCGUCCACAACACCCUCCUCAGCAUCUACGCCUCGCAUCCCAGCCGCGACGAAACACACCUCCUCUCAUACCUCGAGACGCACACGGCCUCGCCGCACUACGACGCAGACUUUGCCCUCCGCCUAUGUAUCCGCCACAACCACGUCCUGAGCUGCGUGCACCUCUACAGCUCCAUGGGGCUGUACCUGCAGGCCGUCGAGCUGGCGCUGAAGCACGGGAACCUCACCCUCGCAUCCAUCGUCGCCGACCGCCCCUCCACCGACACCGCGCUGCGAAAGCAGCUCUGGCUCGCCGUCGCCCGCGCCGUCAUCGCCUCCUCAAGCAGCAUCAAGGCCGCCAUCGACUUCCUGCGCCGCUGCGAGCUCCUCAAGAUCGAAGACCUGAUACCCUUCUUCCCGGACUUUGUCGUCAUCGACGACUUCAAGGACGAGAUCUGCGCCGCGCUCGAGGACCACAGCCACGCCAUCGACACGCUGAAGCGGGAGAUGGAGGAGUCCGCGCGGACCGCGGCGAAUAUACGGCGGGAUGUGGAGCUGCUGGAUCGGCGGUAUGCGAUUGUGGAGCCGGGCGAGCGGUGCUGGCUGUGCCAGAUGCCGCUGCUGGCGAGGCUGUUUUAUGUGUUUCCGUGCCAGCAUGCGUUCCAUAGCGACUGUUUGACGGGGGAGGUGCUGAGGGGCGUGGGGCCGGGGAAGGGGCGGAGGGUCAGGGAUGCGCAGGAGAGGAUGGAGAGGGGGAUGGUGGGGGGGAGGAUUAGGGAGAAGGCGGUGGAGGAGUUUGAUAGUCUUGUUGCGUCGGAGUGUGUCCUCUGCAGCGAGUUUGCGAUAAAGCGGAUAGACGAGGCCUUCGUGACGCCCCAAGACGACCUCUCAGAGUGGGCAGUCUAA
Morchella sextelata is the source of this 2898-nucleotide messenger RNA. RefSeq lists its product as uncharacterized. Lineage: Eukaryota; Fungi; Ascomycota; Pezizomycetes; Pezizales; Morchellaceae. Gene Ontology annotation, molecular function: protein-macromolecule adaptor activity. The record is from RefSeq and is a predicted model, not a curated record. The coding region runs from base 1 to 2898 and encodes 965 amino acids. Gene Ontology annotation, cellular component: HOPS complex; endosome. Gene Ontology annotation, biological process: endosome organization; vacuole organization; vesicle-mediated transport. The transcript is spliced from 5 exons.